AGAACUCUGGAAAUGGGGGAGGUAAUGGGAUCUUCUUCGAGGUCAUGGAGGGAGGAGUUACCUAGUUUAGUUGAAGAUACUGGGAUAAGUUUCAAUGGCGAAGUAAUUGGAAUUUCGACGCUAGCAUUCGAGACCAAGAAAUUUGGGGUUGAUUCAUCGGGAAUGAAACAUCGGCGGAGCCAGAGAGGUUCAAGGAUCAAAUCAAAGGUUUUGCCAAUGCUUGGGGCGAAAAUGGUGGUGGAAUUUGGCAGAGGCUGUAAGGAUGUAUUUCAGGAGACCUUGUUGACUGACGACUCCUAGAUUGUCAAGAAAACUAGAGCCCAUUUGCACUUUUUACUUGAGAUGAUUGCGUUUAUGGACUCGAAGGAUAAAGUACACGAAACUGAAAAGUGCUUGGAUUCUCAAUUAUGGCAUGCCUGUGCCGGUAGUAUGGUUCAAAUGCCGCCGGCGAAUUCGAAAGUCUUGUACUUUCCCCGGGGACACGCGGAGCAUGCUUGCGGCAAUGUGGAUUUCGGGAAUUGCCCUCUAAUUCCAGCCUAUACCCGUUGAAGAGUAUCUGCUAUUAAGUUCAUGGCGGAUUCCGAGACUGACGAGGUUUUUGCGAAAGUUCAGCUGAUUCCCAUGGAGGGAAAUGGUGCUGAUUUUGAUGAGGACGGAGUUGGGGGGGUGAGCGGGAUGGAUAACCGAGAAAAGCCCACCUCCUUUGCCAAGACACUGACACAAUCAGAUGCAAAUAAUGGGGGAGGCUUUUCAGUUCCAAGGUAUUGUGCAGAGACCAUUUUUCCUCGGCUGGACUACUCUGCAGAUCCUCCUGUUCAAACCAUCCUGGCAAAAGAUGUUCAUGGGGACACUUGGAAAUUCCGGCAUAUAUACAGAGGGACACCUAGGCGUCAUCUUUUAACAACUGGAUGGAGCACUUUUGUGAACAGUAAGAAAUUGGUUGCUGGGGAUUCCAUUGUUUUUCUUAGAGCGAAGAAUGGGGAUCUCUGCGUUGGAAUCCGGCGUGCAAGGCGGGGGGUUGGAGGUGGACUUGGACCGUCAUCGGGGUGGAAUGCGGCAGGAAGGAGUUGUGUCAUGCCGCACGGGGGAUUUUCAGCAUUUCUAAGGGAAGAUGAAAGCAAGUUGACGAGGAACGGUAGUGAAAGCAAUAGUGGAACUUCAGUUAGCAUCAAUCUAUGUGUAGACGAAUUUGCCCCUCAAAAAGUUGAUUUCCGUCUCUCCUAACGGCACAAAUACACGGAGUGACCAAAAUGGUACAGAUUUAC
Coffea arabica (coffee) is the source of this 1265-nucleotide messenger RNA. Its product is annotated as auxin response factor 10-like. Gene Ontology annotation, molecular function: DNA binding. The record is from RefSeq and is a predicted model, not a curated record. Gene Ontology annotation, biological process: response to hormone; regulation of DNA-templated transcription. NCBI's taxonomy places the organism in Eukaryota, Viridiplantae, Streptophyta, Magnoliopsida, Gentianales, Rubiaceae.